GCCACCCCCCGGCUCUGCCCCUCCCCCCCCGCCCCCCCCUUCCCCGUUUUUAUUUACCCCCUUUUCCCCCCGGUUUUAUUGCCCCCCCCUCCCCGUUUUCUUGUCUCCUCUCUCCCCCCCCCCCUCCCCCCCCUCCCACCUCUCAGCAAAAUGGUGCAGAAGAAAUCGGAGCUCGCGGGGUUCCACCGCUCCUUCACGGGCCAGAACCCCUUCGAGCUGUCGUUCGAGCAGCCCCCCCGCCUGCAGCCCGAAUUUGACUUUGACUGCCCACCCCGGCCUGACAUGCCCUCCAGCCAACCCAUCGACAUCCCCGACGCCAAGAAGCGCCCCAAGAAGAAGAAGCGCUGCAGAGCCACCGACAGCUUCUCGGGGCGCUUUGAAGACGUGUACCAGCUGCAGGAGGAGGUGUUGGGGGAAGGGGCCCACGCCCGAGUGCAGUCCUGCAUCAACCUCAUCACCAACAAGGAGUACGCUGUCAAGAUCAUCGAGAAGCGCCGCGGGCACAUCCGCAGCCGCGUGUUCCGGGAGGUGGAGAUGCUCUACCAGUGCCAGGGCCAUAGGAACGUGCUGGAGCUGAUCGAGUUCUUCGAGGAGGAGGAGCGCUUCUACCUCGUGUUCGAGAAGAUGCGGGGCGGCUCCAUCCUGACCCACAUCCACCGGCGGCGCCACUUCAAUGAGCUGGAGGCCAGCGUGGUGGUGCGGGACAUCGCGCGCGCCCUGCACUUCCUGCACAACAAGGGAAUAGCACACAGGGAUCUGAAGCCGGAGAACAUCCUGUGUGAGAGCCCGGACCAGGUGUCCCCGGUGAAGAUCUGUGACUUCGACCUGGGCAGUGGCAUCAAACUGAACGGGGACUGCUCCCCCAUCUCCACCCCAGAGCUGCUCACCCCGUGCGGCUCGGCUGAGUACAUGGCCCCGGAGGUGGUGGAGGCCUUCAGUGAGGAGGCGUCCAUCUACGACAAGCGUUGCGACCUGUGGAGCCUGGGGGUGAUCCUGUACAUCAUGCUCAGUGGGUACCCCCCCUUCGUGGGCCACUGCGGCUCUGACUGCGGCUGGGACCGGGGCGAGGCGUGCCCCACCUGCCAGAACAUGCUGUUUGAGAGCAUCCAGGAGGGCAAAUACGAGUUCCCCGACAAGGACUGGGCACACAUCUCCUUUGGGGCCAAAGACCUCAUCUCGAAGCUGCUGCUGCGGGACGCCAAGAAGCGGCUCAGUGCUGCCCAGGUCCUGGAGCACCCCUGGGUGCAGGGGUGCGCCCCGGAUAACACCCUGCCGACCCCCAUCAUCCUGCAGAGGAACAGCAGUGCCAAAGAACUCACCUCCUUCGCCGCAGAGGCCAUGGCCGUCAACAGGCAGCUGACCCAGCGCGAUGAGGACGAGGAGGAGGAGGAGGAGCGCCCCAUCAUCAUCAAAGCAGCCUCCAGGGCCGUGCAGCUCUCGCCGCCCUCCGAGUCCCAGCUGGCGCAGCGGCGGCAGAGGAGCAGCGCGGCCAAAGCGGUGGCUGCGGGGCAGCACCUGGUGACCCCGCUGGUCCUGGUGGCCGACCAGGCCUGAGCCCUGCAGUGCCCCCCUCCCUCCCCCCCCCCCCUCCACCCCUCUUCCUCUUCAGUUUUUCCUUUUUUUUUUUAUUUUUAUUUUUUUUUCUCCUCCACCCCCCAAAUCUGCCCUCGUUUGCUGGCUGCUGACGAGAUAGGGCUGUCCUGUUGGCUGCUCCCCGAGGUUUUUGCGGAUCUUUUGGGGCUUUGGGGCUCGUGGGGUUUAGGGAAGAUCCUAUUGGGUUUGUUUUUCUAAGGUAUUAAAUCACACGUGGGGUCACUUCCCUCCCCCUACCCCCCCCCAGCACACCCACAGACACCAGACUGACACCCGGACUUUGCUCCCCAGCUCGUGGUGGGUGUCUCCUGACCUGUCCCCCCCACACACACCCCAGCACCAAAGGACUCUGUGCCACGGCUGCUCAGCUCAUACUGUGAACAAAAGACCCUCAGCAGCAGCGCCAUCACCUCUGCUCCAUGAGGAGAUUGAGGGGUCCCCCAAAUGCUUGAGGGGGGCUGCAAGCAGGGGGGGGCCAUCCUAGGGAUGGUGUGGUAUGGGAGUGCACCCCAAUGCUCACCCCAACCCCAAUCCUCACCCCCACAACACAUCCCAUUGCCCCAACCCCAGCUCAUGCGUGCCCUGGCAGCCAGCCUCCAGAAUAAGCUAUUCUCCCCCUUUUAUCCUUUUUAAUUGUUACUGAUUAGUGUUGGUUUUAACCUGCUCUAGCUGUGCUUCUCUACAGGGCACGGAGAAACGUCUUCCGUUCCGCCCUCACUCCAGCAGGCAGCUCCCAGGGGUAAGGUCAGAGUGGGGGGCGAUGCUCGGAGGGGUCCCAGGGCUGUGCUCCUGCACCGGGGGGGGGUCGUGCACCCAAAGUUCCAGAGCAGCUGAGACAAAGAGGGAAAAAUAUCUUUAGGAAUACAAGGGUGCUCCGUGGAAUCCCCUUCAGUAGGGCAGGGUGGCCCUGGUGUGGCUUCGGGCUGGCCCUGAGGCCGGGCAGUGGAGGGGGGGUCCCAGCUGGGGGCAGCAGCAGGAGGGUUUGGGGUGCAGGGCAGCAAGUGGGAGCUGAUGGAACGCUGUGGGGUCGGAGCUGUGGCCAUCCCCGUGUCCUGCUUGUAGCAGGGAGCCCCGUUAUUCUGCAUUCUCUAUGCUUGGAGCUUUAUAUGUUUGGGGGCUUUUUUUUUGGGGGGGGGGGGGGGGGGGGGGGGGGGGAGGAAGCAAAAAGCAACUGUGCCCCACGGUGUGCGCAGUGGGAGCUUGCCUGGAUAUGGGAGAGACAUCCCCAGGUCGCUGGAAAAAAGAGUUCUCCUUUCUGUUUUCAGACUGCUGACAGCAAUACUAUGCAAUACGUGUGGGGUUGUUUUGGGGCGGGGGUUUCCUCCAGGGUUAGGGCUGCCCUCCCCACCCCUCUGCAGCACUGUGGGGUCAGGGAUGGUGAUGCCUCAAGACCCCCGGUCCUCCCUCCCCCUGCAUGGGAAACCUCCCCCCCCCCCCCCGAGGAAAAACAGAAAAUCCAUCUUGAUUGUACGUUGUGACAUGGAUCGCUUACUUUGUGCUAUCAGUCGUGGAUGAUUCCUCGUUGUCUUAUAUUAAGAACUGCUGGAAGGAUGCGCAGCCAACACCUCGGGCUGGGGUUCCCGAGGUCUGCUGUGGGGUGGGAGCAGCACAGGGCUGGGCUGUGGGGCUGGGCUGUCCCCCACCUCCAGGAUCAGCCCUGUGGCACCCAUGGGUGCUCCCCAAAGCCCUUCACCCACUCCUGCAAAGCCCCACAGAGCACCUAUCCCAGAAACCAGAUGUUACGAUAGUUUUGAAGCUGGAAACUUUAAGCAUUUUGCCCCCUCCCAUCCCUGCACUCCCCCUCCGGCCCCACUAACCUGACGUAGGACUGGGUAGAAACUUGUACUGUGAAGCUAACUUCUUUUUUUUUAAUGGAAAUGGGGGGAUUUUCUCCGCUUUACAAUGGAUGAAGACUGCCAAAGCUGGGCUGACGCAUUGUACCCCGCUGCCUCUGCUUGGGGCUGGCUGGGGAAUAAAAAUAAAGGGGAAAAGAAAAACCAGAGAAUUAAAAAGGAAGAAAAAAACCCUACAACCAACAAGCACUUUACUGUAUGUACCAGGUGAACUGAUACAGCUGGAUUGAAGUUUUCCUUUAUAACCAUUGUUGAUGCCAGAAUUUUGUAUUCUGUUUUGUAAGGAUUUAAUAAAAAUGCGUUGAGACCGA
Molecule: messenger RNA, 3757 nt
Organism: Gallus gallus (chicken)
Lineage: Eukaryota; Metazoa; Chordata; Aves; Galliformes; Phasianidae
Gene: MKNK2
Product: MAPK interacting serine/threonine kinase 2
Exons: 13
Coding region: 151-1554 (467 amino acids)
Biological process (GO): intracellular signal transduction; protein autophosphorylation; peptidyl-serine phosphorylation
Cellular component (GO): cytoplasm; nucleus
Molecular function (GO): calmodulin binding; calcium/calmodulin-dependent protein kinase activity; calcium-dependent protein serine/threonine kinase activity
Source: RefSeq, a predicted model, not a curated record